This is a messenger RNA of Lagenorhynchus albirostris (white-beaked dolphin), 4138 nucleotides long. It is a transcript of the gene FLII, whose product is annotated as FLII actin remodeling protein. Bases 83 to 3880 code for a protein of 1265 amino acids. Gene Ontology annotation, cellular component: nucleus; cytoplasm; actin cytoskeleton. Lineage: Eukaryota; Metazoa; Chordata; Mammalia; Artiodactyla; Delphinidae. The transcript has 30 exons. Gene Ontology annotation, biological process: actin polymerization or depolymerization; myofibril assembly; barbed-end actin filament capping. Gene Ontology annotation, molecular function: phosphatidylinositol-4,5-bisphosphate binding; actin filament binding. The record is from RefSeq and is a predicted model, not a curated record.
CCCCGCCGGCUCCGCGCUCCCCGCCCCGUGCGCCCCGCCCCGCCGGCAUCCCGCUCCCCGCUCCCAGCAGCCGAGCGCCGCCAUGGAGGCUACCGGCGUGUUGCCGUUCGUGCGCGGCGUAGAUCUCAGCGGCAACGACUUCAAGGGUGGCUACUUCCCUGAGAAUGUCAAGGCCAUGACUAGUCUGCGAUGGCUGAAGCUAAACCGCACCGGCCUCUGCUACCUGCCGGAGGAGUUGGCCGCCCUGCAGAAGCUGGAGCACCUGUCGGUGAGUCACAACAACCUGACCACGCUCCACGGGGAGCUGUCCAGCCUGCCGUCGCUGCGGGCCAUCGUGGCUCGAGCCAACAGCCUGAAGAAUUCCGGAGUCCCCGAUGAUAUCUUCAAGCUGGAUGACCUCUCGGUUCUGGACUUGAGCCACAACCAGCUGACGGAGUGCCCUCGCGAGCUGGAGAACGCCAAGAACAUGCUGGUGCUGAACCUCAGCCACAACAGCAUCGACGCCGUCCCCAGCCAGCUCUUCAUCAGCCUCACCGACCUGCUGUUCCUGGACCUCAGCGAGAACCGCCUGGAGAGCCUGCCCCCCCAGAUGCGCCGCCUCGUGCACCUGCAGACGCUCGUGCUCAACGGGAACCCGCUGCUGCACGCCCAGCUCCGGCAGCUCCCGGCCAUGACGGCCCUGCAGACCUUGCACCUGAGGAACACACAGCGCACCCAGGGCAACCUGCCCACCAGCCUGGAGGGCCUGAGCCACCUCGCAGAUGUGGACCUGUCCUGCAACGACCUGACGCGGGUGCCCGAGUGCCUGUACACCCUCCCCAGCCUGCGGCGCCUGAACCUUAGCAGCAACCAGAUCACGGAAUUGUCCCUCUGCAUCGACCAGUGGGUGCACGUGGAGACCUUGAACCUGUCCCGCAACCAGCUGACCUCACUGCCCUCGGCCAUCUGCAAGCUGGCCAAGCUGAAGAGGCUGUACCUGAACUCCAACAAGCUGGACUUCGACGGGCUGCCCUCGGGCAUUGGCAAGCUGUCCAGCCUGGAAGAGUUCGCGGCUGCCGACAACAGCCUGGAGCUGAUCCCCGAGAGCCUCUGCAGGUGCACGAAGCUGAGGAAGCUGGUCCUGAACAAGAAUCGCCUGGUGACCCUCCCGGAGGCCAUCCACUUCCUGACGGAGAUCGAGGUCCUGGACGUGCGGGAGAACCCCAGCCUGGUCAUGCCCCCCAAGCCCGCUGACCGCACCGCCGAGUGGUACAACAUUGACUUCUCGCUGCAGAACCAGCUGCGGCUGGCGGGAGCCUCCCCUGCCACGGUGGCCGCGGCGGCGGCUGCAGGGAGUGGGCCCAAGGACCCCCUGGCUCGCAAGAUGCGGCUGCGGAGGCGCAAGGACUCGGCCCAGGAUGACCAGGCCAAGCAGGUGCUGAAGGGCAUGUCGGACGUGGCCCAGGAGAAGAACAAGAAGCAGGAGGAGAGCAUGGACUCUGGAGCACCUGGGGGCAAGGUGCGGCGCUGGGACCAGGGCCUGGAGAAGCCGCGCCUCGACUACUCCGAGUUCUUCACGGAGGACGUGGGCCAGCUGCCUGGCCUGACCAUCUGGCAGAUGGAGAACUUCGUGCCCGUGCUGGUGGGGGAAGCCCUCCACGGCAGGUUCUACGAGGCCGACUGCUACAUUGUGCUCAAGACCUUUCUGGAUGACAGCGGGUCUCUGAACUGGGAGAUCUACUACUGGAUCGGCGGGGAAGCCACACUUGACAAGAAGGCGUGCUCUGCCAUCCAUGCCGUCAACCUGCGCAACUACCUGGGCGCCGAGUGCCGCACGGUGCGCGAGGAGAUGGGCGAGGAGAGUGACGAGUUCCUGCAGGUAUUUGACAACGACAUUUCCUACAUCGAGGGUGGAACAGCCAGUGGCUUCUACACUGUGGAGGACACGCACUACGUAACCAGGAUGUACCGUGUGUAUGGGAAAAAGAACCUCAAGUUGGAGCCCGUGCCUCUUAAGGGGGCCUCCCUGGACCCAAGGUUUGUUUUCCUGCUGGACCAAGGGCUGGACAUCUACGUGUGGCGGGGGGCCCAGGCCACGCUGAGCGGCACCACCAAGGCCAGGCUCUUUGCAGAGAAAAUUAACAAGAACGAACGCAAAGGGAAGGCGGAGAUCUCGCUGCUGGUACAAGGCCAGGAGCCCCCGGAGUUCUGGGAGGCGCUGGGCGGGGAGCCCUCCGAGAUCAAGCAGCACGUGCCCGACGACUUCUGGCCGCCCCAGCCCAAGCUGUAUAAGGUGGGCCUGGGUCUGGGCUACCUGGAGCUGCCGCAGAUCAACUACAAGCUCUCUGUGGAACAUAAGAUACGGCCCAGGGUGGAACUGAUGCCUGGGAUGCGGCUGCUGCAGAGCCUGCUGGACACGCGCUGCGUGUACAUCCUGGACUGUUGGUCUGACGUGUUCAUCUGGCUCGGCCGCAAGUCCCCGCGCCUGGUGCGCGCUGCCGCCCUCAAGCUGGGCCAGGAGUUGUGCGGGAUGCUGCACCGGCCGCGCCAUGCCGCGGUCAGCCGCAGCCUGGAGGGCACCGAGGCGCAGGUGUUCAAGGCCAAGUUCAAGAACUGGGACGAUGUGUUGACUGUGGACUACACGCGCAAUGCAGAGGCUGUGCUGCAGGGCCCGGGGCUCGCGGGGAAGGUGAAGCGUGACGCCGAGAAGAAAGAUCAGAUGAAGGCCGACCUCACCUCGCUUUUCCUGCCGCGGCAGCCGCGCAUGCCUCUGGCGGAGGCAGAGCAGCUGAUGGAGGAGUGGAACGAGGACCUGGACGGCAUGGAGGGCUUCGUGCUCGAGGGGAAGAAGUUCGCACGGCUGCCCGAGGAGGAGUUUGGCCACUUCUACACGCAGGACUGCUACGUCUUCCUCUGCAGGUACUGGGUCCCCGUGGAGUAUGAGGAAGAGGAGGAGAAGAAGGCGGGGGCUGAGGACGAGGGAGAGGAGGUGGCGGCCGAGGCGGAGGAGAAGCAGCCCGAGGAGGACUUCCAGUGCAUAGUGUACUUCUGGCAGGGCCGCGAGGCUUCCAACAUGGGCUGGCUGACGUUCACCUUCAGCCUGCAGAAGAAGUUUGAGAGCCUCUUCCCCGGCAAACUGGAGGUGGUGCGCAUGACACAGCAGCAGGAGAACCCCAAGUUUCUGUCCCAUUUCAAGAGAAAGUUUAUCAUCCACCGGGGCAAGAGGAAGGCGGCCCAGGGAGCUCUGCAGCCAAGCCUGUACCAGAUCCGCACCAACGGCAGCGCCCUCUGCACCCGGUGCAUCCAGAUCAGCACCGACUCUGGCCUCCUCAACUCCGAGUUCUGCUUCAUCCUCAAGGUUCCCUUCGAGAGCGAGGACAACCAGGGCAUCGUGUACGCGUGGGUGGGCCGGGCGUCGGACCCCGACGAGGCCAAGCUGGCGGAGGACAUCCUGAAUAGCAUGUUUGAGGCCUCCUACAGCAAGCAGGUCAUCAAUGAGGGCGGGGAGCCUGAGAACUUCUUCUGGGUGGGCAUCGGGGCACAGAAGCCCUACGACGACGACGCCGAGUACAUGAAGCACACGCGGCUCUUCCGGUGCUCCAACGAGAAGGGCUACUUCGCGGUGACCGAGAAGUGCUCUGACUUCUGCCAGGACGACUUAGCAGAUGAUGACAUCAUGCUCCUGGACAACGGCCAAGAGGUCUACAUGUGGGUGGGGACGCAGACAAGCCAGGUGGAGAUCAAGCUGAGCCUGAAGGCCUGCCAGGUGUACAUCCAGCACCUGCGCUCCAAGGAGCACGAGCGUCCCCGCCGCCUGCGCCUGGUGCGCAAGGGCAACGAGCAGCACGCCUUCACCCGCUGCUUCCACGCCUGGAGCACCUUCCGCCCGGCCCUGGCCUAGGGCCGCUGCCUGCCUGCCCUGUUGGCCACCACAGGCUCUGCGGAGGGAGAGAAAGGGCCUGUCUGUGCUCCACCUGACCCUAGUGCCACAGUCCCCAGCAGCAGCAACGAGAGUAACCCUGACCAGUGCCCCCAGGGGCCUGGGCAAGUGGAUCUCCACCGUGAGCUCACGUGUGAUGCCCCUUCUUCUGCCAGGGAUAAAAGCAGGUUUGGUUGUCCUUUAAGAGAUAUUAAAUGCUUUUAUUUUCAAUAUUAAAAA